Messenger RNA from Austrofundulus limnaeus, 1908 nucleotides. RefSeq names its product serine/threonine kinase receptor associated protein (gene strap). Gene Ontology annotation, cellular component: SMN complex. The transcript is spliced from 9 exons. Gene Ontology annotation, molecular function: protein binding; RNA binding. The coding region runs from base 266 to 1255 and encodes 329 amino acids. Gene Ontology annotation, biological process: spliceosomal snRNP assembly. NCBI's taxonomy places the organism in Eukaryota, Metazoa, Chordata, Actinopteri, Cyprinodontiformes, Rivulidae. The record is from RefSeq and is a predicted model, not a curated record.
UGACGUCGCGUCGCACGUUGCUAGUUAGUUGCAAUGUUGUAGCUAUUAGCACGAGAGCCAUUCCUUAGCUGGGCGGUAGAAACCACGUUUAUUUAGUUAAAACUUUAACUCUCAUCUGUUUAGCUGACAGCUGCCACUAACUUACUAACUACUCGACGGUUAGCUGCUGGUUUCGACCGUCUGCUAUCCGGCGUUAGCUCACCGAACUUGCUCGCUAGCGUCCCUCCGUGCCUUCCCUAGUCUGUCCCGGUCCAGCUGGAGGAACAUGGCUAUGAGGCAGACCCCUCUGACCUGUUCCGGUCACACCCGGCCGGUGGUGGACCUGGCCUUCAGUGGAAUCACUCCGUACGGAUACUUCCUCAUUAGCGCCUGCAAAGAUGGCAAGCCCAUGUUGCGCCAGGGAGACACAGGGGACUGGAUCGGAACGUUUCUGGGUCACAAAGGUGCUGUUUGGGGAGCCACUCUGAACACGGAUGCCACCAAGGCAGCCACUGCCGCCGCAGAUUUCACAGCGAAGGUGUGGGAUGCAGUCAGCGGAGAUGAGGUCCUCUCACUGGCACACAAACACAUCGUGAAGUCUGUCAGCUUUACUCAGGACAGCAGCUGUUUACUGACGGCAGGAAACGACAAACUGCUGCGUCUUUAUGACCUCAAUAACCCUGAAACAGCUCCUCAGGAGAUCACCGGCCACAGUGCAGCCAUAAAGAAAGCUCUGUGGUGCAACAACGAUAAACAGAUCCUGUCUGCUGCGGAGGAUAAAACCAUCCGGCUGUGGGACAGGAGCUCCAUGGAGGUGGUGAAGACUCUGACCUUUGACACGACCGUCAGCAGCAUGGAGUAUGUGGCUGAAGGGGAGAUUCUGGUGAUAACUUAUGGAAAAACCAUAGCUUUCUACAACGCUCUCAGCUUGGAACUGAUCAAGACUGUGGAGGCUUCAGCUACGAUCAACUCAGCCUCCCUCCAUCCAGAGAAGGACUUCUUUGUUGCUGGUGGAGAAGACUUCAAGCUCUACAAGUUUGACUACAGCACCAAGGAGGAGCUGGAAUCCUAUAAAGGCCACUUUGGCCCUGUCCACUGUGUUCGCUUCAGUCCUGAUGGCGAGCUGUAUGCCAGUGGUUCUGAGGAUGGCACGCUCAGACUUUGGCAAACGGCGGUGGGGAAAACUUACGGCCUGUGGAAGUGUGUCCUCCCAGAGGACCUGGGGACAGAGAACUCUGAGCAGCUGUACUCCUCCGCCCCUGAGAUUAAAGCMUGAAGACACAGCCGUGCCAUCAGAGAAGCACCUGAGAAAGAAGUGAGAUGAGUGGAGUGGAGUGGUGCUCCAGGGUUCUUCUGUGAGCUCACAGCAGGGAAGAGAGUCCAGAGCCUCUCCACCCRUCCUCCAGGAGCUGACCUUCUGAUCGCUCCUUUUGUCCAAUGAUCACACACGUUCUUCUUCGUUUUUUCUUUUUUUAAAGAGUCAUGAAAGAGCCGUUUGKGCUGCAGAGUGAAGCAGUAGAGUUGUGGGUGGAGGCUCACUGUUGCCUGCUUCCUCUCUGUUCUGCCAGUUUCUUUUAAAUGAACUUCAGAUCUUAUAAUUGGCUUAGUUUUGGUUUCAACAUUAAGCUUUUAUUGAGCUGGACCAAGGCAUUUGUUUUCUCUUCAUUCGUACAGAAUACUGGAUGUUUGUGCUGAACUUCAGGAGCUUUCAUUUCUUCAAACAGAACAUGGUUUUGAGUAUUUGCUACUGUUUUACUGAUUUAGCAUUUAAAGUGUCCAAAUGAAAGAAAAUAUUGUUUUGUGACAAAGUGGAAAGAGAAAAUGUUUGUUUUUCUUUGUUUUUCCAUUUUAGGUCCUCUUCAUUUGUGUCCAGUGGUGAAAUAAACAGAUGCAUUACGGUUUUAUUUGUUAGUAAUGCACAGAACACAA